Messenger RNA from Apodemus sylvaticus (European woodmouse), 4596 nucleotides. RefSeq names its product general transcription factor IIi (gene Gtf2i). Gene Ontology annotation, biological process: transcription by RNA polymerase II. Bases 524 to 3535 code for a protein of 1003 amino acids. The transcript is spliced from 36 exons. Lineage: Eukaryota; Metazoa; Chordata; Mammalia; Rodentia; Muridae. Gene Ontology annotation, molecular function: DNA-binding transcription factor activity. The record is from RefSeq and is a predicted model, not a curated record. Gene Ontology annotation, cellular component: nucleus.
AAAAAAGGGGGAAAAAAGGAGGAGGAGGAGGAGGGUGAGAGAGAAGCUGGGAGAGCAGAGAAAAGGGGGCACCGGUGCCCCCCCACCCCGCUUCCCUGCACGCGCUCGCCUGCCGCGGUUACCCCUGGGCUUCGUCCCUCAGUUUUCCCCUGCGUCUGGCGACCCAGCGAGGAGCGAGGCCCCGCCGGGGGCGGCCAUGCGGCGGUGACAGGAGCACGGCCGAGACGCACGGGCCCCCUCGCCCUCUCACCUCCACCCCGCUCGCCAGCUCGCCGAGGCCCCUCCGGCCUACACCCGCUUGCUGUCCGCAUCCCCCCCUCCCCGACCCUCCCCGGCUGCUCUUCGGCAGAUGGAGGACAGCAGAGUCUGUGGAGCUGACAGCUGAGUUUCCCGCAGCAGACGCGCUAGCCCGUAGCUGAGAAGCCCUGUGAGGAGCAAACACUGAGGGAGAGGAAGUCUGCACCGGACACAGUAAAGCUACAGAAGGCAAAGACAGAGCACCUGAGACACACACAGAGGAAUCAUGGCCCAAGUCGCGAUGUCCGCGCUGCCUGCUGAGGAUGAGGAGUCUUCGGAGAGCAGGAUGGUGGUGACCUUCCUCAUGUCUGCCCUGGAGUCCAUGUGUAAAGAGCUGGCGAAGUCCAAGGCCGAGGUGGCUUGCAUCGCUGUGUACGAGACGGACGUGUUUGUCGUUGGGACCGAAAGAGGGCGUGCUUUUGUCAAUACCAGGAAGGAUUUCCAGAAAGAUUUUGUGAAGUAUUGUGUUGAGGAAGAAGAAAAGGCCGCCGAGAUGCACAAGAUGAAAUCUGCACCCCAGGCUAAUCGGAUGAGCGUGGAUGCUGUCGAAAUUGACACACUCAGAAAAACGGUGGAGGACUAUUUUUGUUUUUGCUAUGGGAAAGCUUUAGGCAAAUCCACAGUGGUGCCCGUGCCCUAUGAGAAGAUGCUGCGGGACCAGUCGGCUGUGGUGGUGCAGGGCCUUCCCGAGGGCGUCGCCUUCAAGCACCCCGAGCAUUACGACCUUGCAACGCUGAAGUGGAUUCUGGAGAACAAGGCGGGGAUUUCCUUCAUCAUUAAGAGACCCUUCCUCGAGCCGAAGAAACACCUUGGUGGUCGAGUGAUGGGGGCCGACGCUGAGAGGACCAUGCUGUCUCCUGGAGGAAGUUGCGGCCCCAUCAAAGUGAAAACGGAACCCGCAGAAGAUUCUGGCAUUUCUCUGGAAAUGGCCGCUGUGACGGUGAAGGAGGAGUCAGAAGACCCCGAUUACUAUCAGUAUAACAUUCAAGCAGGCCCUUCUGACUCUGAUGAUGUUGAUGAAAAGCUCCCCCUUUCGAAGGCCUUGCAAGGAAGCCACCACUCCUCAGAAGGCACCGAGGGAGCGGAAGUGGAAGUGCCAGCAGAAGAUUCUACUCAUCAUGUCCCUUCAGAGACCAGUGAGGACCCUGAAGUUGAGGUGACCAUUGAAGAUGAUGAUUACUCUCCACCCACCAAGAGGCCGAAGAGCAGUGAGCCGCCCCCGCCCCCGCCAGUCCCGGAGCCCGUCAACGCAGGCAAGCGCAAAGUGAGGGAGUUCAACUUCGAGAAAUGGAACGCGCGCAUCACUGACCUACGGAAACAAGUCGAAGAGUUGUUCGAAAGAAAAUAUGCUCAAGCUAUCAAAGCCAAAGGCCCGGUGGCGAUCCCGUACCCCCUUUUCCAGUCCCACGUGGAGGACCUUUAUGUAGAAGGGCUUCCCGAAGGGAUUCCCUUCAGAAGGCCGUCGACCUAUGGCAUCCCUCGCCUUGAGAGGAUACUGCUGGCCAAGGAAAGGAUUCGCUUUGUCAUUAAGAAACACGAGCUUCUGAACUCAACACGGGAAGACUUACAGCUUGAUAAGCCGGCGUCAGGAGUGAAGGAGGAGUGGUAUGCUCGAAUCACCAAGCUGAGGAAGAUGGUUGACCAGCUCUUCUGCAAGAAAUUCGCUGAGGCCUUAGGAAGCACCGAAGCCAAGGCUGUACCAUACCAAAAAUUCGAAGCCCAUCCCAAUGAUCUCUACGUGGAAGGCCUUCCAGAAAACAUUCCUUUCCGGAGCCCAUCAUGGUAUGGCAUCCCGAGACUGGAAAAAAUCAUCCAAGUGGGCAAUCGAAUUAAAUUUGUUAUCAAGAGACCAGAACUGCUGACACACAGUACAACUGAAGUGACUCAGCCGCGGACGAAUACCCCAGUCAAGGAAGAUUGGAAUGUCAGGAUCACCAAGCUCCGAAAGCAAGUGGAGGAGAUCUUUAAUUUAAAGUUUGCUCAAGCUCUGGGCCUCACGGAGGCUGUGAAGGUGCCGUAUCCUGUGUUCGAAUCCAACCCCGAGUUCCUCUAUGUGGAGGGGCUCCCUGAAGGGAUCCCCUUCCGAAGCCCCACCUGGUUUGGGAUCCCACGCCUUGAGAGGAUUGUCCGUGGCAGCAAUAAGAUCAAAUUUGUUGUUAAAAAGCCUGAACUAGUUGUGUCCUACCUGCCUCCUGGGAUGGCCAGCAAAGUCAACACUAAAGCAUUGCAGUCCCCGAAACGACCACGGAGCCCUGGGAGCAACUCCAAGGUUCCUGAGAUCGAGGUCACUGUGGAAGGCCCCAACAACAGCAGUCCUCAGACCUCGACAGUUCGGACUCCUACCCAGACCAACGGCUCAAAUGUUCCCUUCAAGCCGCGAGGGAGAGAGUUUUCCUUUGAGGCCUGGAAUGCUAAGAUCACAGACCUGAAGCAGAAAGUGGAGAGCCUCUUCAAUGAGAAGUGCGGGGAAGCGCUUGGCCUUAAGCAGGCUGUGAAGGUACCGUUCGCGUUGUUCGAGUCCUUCCCAGAAGACUUCUACGUGGAAGGCUUGCCCGAGGGCGUGCCCUUCCGAAGACCGUCCACGUUUGGCAUUCCAAGGCUGGAGAAGAUACUCAGGAACAAGGCCAAGAUAAAGUUCAUCAUUAAAAAACCUGAGAUGUUUGAGACGGCCAUCAAGGAGAGCACCUCUUCCAAGAGCCCUCCAAUUUUGCUUUCAGGGAAAAUAAACUCAUCACCCAACAUUAAUACUACUGCAUCAGGUGUAGAGGACCUGAACAUCAUUCAGGUGACAAUUCCAGAUGAUGAUAACGAACGACUGUCCAAAGUUGAGAAGGCCAGGCAGCUGCGGGAGCAGGUCAACGACCUCUUCAGUCGGAAGUUUGGUGAAGCUAUUGGGAUGGGCUUCCCCGUGAAGGUCCCCUACAGGAAGAUCACUAUCAACCCGGGCUGCGUGGUCGUCGACGGCAUGCCCCCGGGGGUGUCCUUCAAAGCCCCCAGUUAUCUGGAGAUCAGCUCCAUGAGGAGGAUCUUAGACUCUGCUGAGUUUAUCAAGUUCACUGUCAUUAGACCUUUUCCAGGACUUGUGAUUAAUAACCAGCUGGUUGACCAGAAUGAGUCUGAAGGCCCUGUGAUCCAAGAAUCAGCCGAGACAAGCCAGUUGGAAGUUCCAGUAACAGAAGAAAUGAAAGAGACAGACGGGAGCUCACAGAUCAAGCAGGAGCCGGACCCCACGUGGUAGACAGACCAUGGCUCUCCAGGUUCAGCUUCCAGCGUGAGUGGUGGAGAAGAGCUCUGGGACCCGUUCCUGCCGGCUCUGUAAUAUACUUGUAUAACAGAAAUACCUUCUAUACAAACCUUCUUUUCUACUUUUAGAUAGAAAUGUCUACUUUCUCAGCAGUUCUGUGAAUUGAGCUAUGCAGCGUGGUGAGAGGCGCGUGCCUGGCUGGCUUGGGGAUGCACUAGAAGGAUUUUGCAGCAGUGCUGGAAAGAGGCAGGGAUGGCAGGGCAACUCUUAGGGUUUCCGUAGGCAUUGGGCAGAGCCUCGGGCUGUGGUGCAUACCCGUCAGUGAGAUUGUCCUGCGGGCAUCUUGACUUCUGCAUUGAAGGAAGUCGCUUUAGUUUUUCUAUUGAAAACCAGUUCCGUGGUCUGGUGCUCAGCUGCCCCGCCUGCCCGGGGGAGGGAGGGCUUCUGUCUGUGUGUGACUGAGCCUCUUCCCAAACUCCACCAUGAUUUCUCUGCCCUCACUGCCACUCAAAGCAAAGCCGGCCAGCUCGUCUGACGGCUGGCCAGUGCAGCUGAGUGCGACUGACUGGAGAGCUUGUCCUCGUAGCCUAGCUCAGUUACUUUGCAGCAAGUAAAUUUCUGGGUGUAUCCUAGAGGUCAGGUAUGCAUGCUUGAGCAGCUGGAUGACUCCGCCCUUCCUAACAGGGACCCACAGUGGCCUGGGGUUCUAUGGCCGCAGCUCUGGGUCGGGUCAGGCUGGCCUGUGUGUCCGCCUGGUUGGUUAGUCUCUAACCACCUGUCUGGCCUGGGUGCCAGGGUGGGGAGGGAGGGCUUGGUGUCCACGCCCUCUCUGGGGUCUGUGUGGGGCUCACAGAUGGUGCAGUUGUAUAAGGUAACAGCUCUCAGCAGUUAGAGGGUGUGAGGGCACAGUUCUCAUUAGCGUCACCACGAUGUUCACAAUGGGAAAUUAUAUCACACGGUAGCAGAGAUAGGCAUUUUAUGUGUUCCUUAUAUUUUACCUCAAAUUGUAGAUAUAGGGUAAUAAAUAAAAUCCAUCCAUGCCUUUCACACACAAA